Molecule: messenger RNA, 8133 nt
Organism: Pecten maximus
Lineage: Eukaryota; Metazoa; Mollusca; Bivalvia; Pectinida; Pectinidae
Product: mucin-2-like
Exons: 7
Coding region: 13-8133 (2706 amino acids)
Source: RefSeq, a predicted model, not a curated record
UGUGACAUCCAAAUGAUUUCACAAGAUGACACGACUGAUGUUGUUUCCAGCACUACUGAUGGAAACGGGAAUGGAUUGACUGAGGCAUUCGUUCCAAACUCUGGCGUUUCAAAGCCGACAAUAAGCUAUACGAUUAAGGCUAUUAAUGAUGAUGUCAAAUUCUUCCGAUUUUCUGCCAAAGUAUGGAAUGUCCAAACUAUCCAAGUUUUUGUUCUUGACAGCAGCAACAAUCCUGUUGCGCCUAUCAAUCCCCGAGAGAUGCCAGUUUCGGGACCCUAUCCGAAAACGGUAGAUGUACGUUUGGGUGGUACUCCGGGUGUAACGGUGAAGAUAGUUCUUGAACCAACAUCAUAUGGUCAACCUAAACUUGAUGAAGUAGAGAUUGAUGCUUGCUUCACAUCAGUGACAACAACUACAAGUGUAACGACAACCGCAGUGCCUACAACAACCACUGCUCCAGAAACCACGACUACCACUACAUCGGCAACAACUGUACCAACAACAACGACCAUACCGACAACUACAGAAUCAACGACUCCGGAGGGAACGACAUCUACCACCACACCUACGACUACACACAGUACUACAACAGAGAGCCUAUCUACUAGUAUCUCCUCCACACAGACAACGAUAUCAUCAACGUUCUCUACAUCAUCCACCUCGAAAACAACGUCUUCAACGCCCACUACGACGACAUCCACGACAAAAGUUCCAACAACAACAUCUGCAACGCCCACACCGACAACUUCAGGUACAACUCUUCCUAAAAAAACAAGUUUAACAACGAUCGAGUCUACCACAGCAUCUCCAGUGACAACAAUUCCCCCUACAACAACAUCCACAACACCCCCUCCAACUACAACAACUACACCUACUCCUACAACAUCGAUAGAAACACAACCACCAACUACUACAUCAACAACACCAACCCAAACAACAUCAGUGACUACAAUUCCUACUACAACAACGUCCACAACACCCCCUCCUACUACUACAACUACACCUACUCCGUCAACAUCAAUUGAAACACAACCACCAACUACUACAUCAACAACAUCAACCCAAACAACAUCAGUGACAACUAUUCCCCCUACAACAACAUCCACAACACCCCCUCCAACUACAACAACUACCCCUACUCCUACAACAUCGAUAGAAACACAACCACCAACUACUACAUCAACAACACCAACACAAACAACAUCAGUGACUACAAUUCCUCCUACAACAACAUCCACAACACCCCCUCCAACUACAACAACUACACAUAUUCCUACAACAUCGAUAGAAACACAACCACCAACUACUACAUCAACAACAGCAACCCAAACAACAUCAGUGACAACCAUUCCUCCUACAACAACAUCCACAACACCCCCUCCAACUACAUCAACUACCCCUACUCCUACAACAUCGAUAGAAACACAACCACCAACUACUACAUCAACAACACCAACACAAACAACAUCAGUGACAACCAUUCCUCCUACAACAACAUCAACAACACCCCCUCCAACUACAACAACUACCCCUACUCCUACAACAUCGAUAGAAACACAACCACCAACUACUACAUCAACAACACCAACACAACCAACAUCAGUGACUACAAUUCCUCCUACAACAACAUCCACAACACCCCCUCCAACUACAACAAGUACUCCCACUCCUACAACAUCGAUGGAAACACAACCACCAACUACUACAUCAACAACACCAAUCCAAUCAACAUCAGUGACAACCAUUCCCCCGAAAACAACAUCAGCAACACCCCCUCCAACUACAACAACUACACCUUCUCCGUCAACAUCGAUAGAAACACAGCCACCAACUACUACAUCAACAACACCAACCCAAACAACAUCAGUGACUACAAUUCCCCCGACAACAACAUCCACAACACCCCCUCCAACUACAACAACUACCCCUACUCCUACAACAUCGAUAGAAACACAACCACCAACUACAACAUCAACAACACCAACACAAACAACAUCAGUGACUACAAUUCUUCCUACAACAACAUCCACAACACUCCCUCCGACUACAAAAACUACCCCUACUCCUACAACAUCGACAGAAACACAACCACCAACUACUACAUCAACAACACCAACACAAACAACAUCAGUGACAACAAUUCCUCCUACAACAACAUCCACAACAGCCCCUCCAACUACAACAACCACCCCUACUCCUACAACAUCGAUAGAAACACAACCACCAACUACUACAUCAACAACACCAACCCAAACAACAUCAGUGACAACCAUUCCCCCGACAACAACAUCCACAACACCCCCUCCAACUACAACAACUACCCCUACUCCUACAACAUCGAUAGAAACACAACCACCAACUACUACAUCAACAACACCAACACAAACAACAUCAGUGACUACAAUUCCUACUACAACAACAUCCACAACACCCCCUCCUACUACUACAACUACACCUACUCCUACAACAUCGAUAGAAACACAACCACCAACUACUACAUCAACAACACCAACCCAAACAACAUCAGUGACAACAAUUCCCCCUACAACAACAUCCACAACACCCCCUCCAACUACAACAACUACACCUACUCCUACAACAUCGAUAGAAACACAACCACCAACUACUACAUCAACAACACCAACACAAACAACAUCAGUGACAACCAUUCCCCCGACAACAACAUCCACAACACCCCCUCCAACUACAUCAACUACACCUACUCCUACAACAUCGAUAGAAACACAACCACCAACUACUACAUCAACAACACCAACCCAAACAACAUCAGUGACUACAAUUCCUCCUACAACAACAUCCACAACACCCCCUCCAACUACAACAAGUACUCCCACUCCUACAACAUCGAUGGAAACACAACCACCAACUACUACAUCAACAACACCAACCCAAUCAACAUCAGUGACAACCAUUCCCCCGACAACAACAUCCACAACACCCCCUCCAACUACAACAACCACCCCUACUCCUACAACAUCGAUAGAAACACAACCACCAACUACUACAUCAACAACACCAACCCAAACAACAUCAGUGACAACCAUUCCCCCGACAACAACAUCCACAACACCCCCUCCAACUACAACAACUACCCCUACUCCUACAACAUCGAUAGAAACACAACCACCAACUACAUCAACAACACCAACACAAACAACAUCAGUGACUACAAUUCCUACUACAACAACAUCCACAACACCCCCUCCUACUACUACAACUACACCUACUCCUACAACAUCGAUAGAAACACAACCACCAACUACUACAUCAACAACACCAACCCAAACAACAUCAGUGACAACAAUUCCCCCUACAACAACAUCCACAACACCCCCUCCGACUACAACAACUACCCCUACUCCUACAACAUCGACAGAAACACAACCACCAACUACUACAUCAACAACACCAACACAAACAACAUCAGUGACAACAAUUCCUCCUACAACAACAUCCACAACAGCCCCUCCAACUACAACAACCACCCCUACUCCUACAACAUCGAUAGAAACACAACCACCAACUACUACAUCAACAACACCAACCCAAACAACAUCAGUGACAACCAUUCCCCCGACAACAACAUCCACAACACCCCCUCCAACUACAACAACUACCCCUACUCCUACAACAUCGAUAGAAACACAACCACCAACUACUACAUCAACAACACCAACACAAACAACAUCAGUGACUACAAUUCCUACUACAACAACAUCCACAACACCCCCUCCUACUACUACAACUACACCUACUCCUACAACAUCGAUAGAAACACAACCACCAACUACUACAUCAACAACACCAACCCAAACAACAUCAGUGACAACAAUUCCCCCUACAACAACAUCCACAACACCCCCUCCAACUACAACAACUACACCUACUCCUACAACAUCGAUAGAAACACAACCACCAACUACUACAUCAACAACACCAACACAAACAACAUCAGUGACAACCAUUCCCCCGACAACAACAUCCACAACACCCCCUCCAACUACAUCAACUACACCUACUCCUACAACAUCGAUAGAAACACAACCACCAACUACUACAUCAACAACACCAACCCAAACAACAUCAGUGACUACAAUUCCUCCUACAACAACAUCCACAACACCCCCUCCAACUACAACAAGUACUCCCACUCCUACAACAUCGAUGGAAACACAACCACCAACUACUACAUCAACAACACCAACCCAAUCAACAUCAGUGACAACCAUUCCCCCGACAACAAGAUCCACAACACCCCCUCCAACUACAACAACUACACCUACUCCGUCAACAUCGAUAGAAACACAGCCACCAACUACUACAUCAACAACACCAACCCAAACAACAUCAGUGACUACAAUUCCCCCGACAACAACAUCCACAACACCCCCUCCACCUACAACAACUACCCCUACUCCUACAACAUCGAUAGAAACACAACCACCAACUACAACAUCAACAACACCAACACAAACAACAUCAGUGACUACAAUUCUUCCUACAACAACAUCCACAACACCCCCUCCGACUACAACAACUACACCUACUCCUACAACAUCGAGAGAAACACAACCACCAACUACUACAUCAACAACACCAACACAAACAACAUCAGUGACAACAAUUCCUCCUACAACAACAUCCACAACAGCCCCUCCAACUACAACAACCACCCCUACUCCUACAACAUCGAUAGAAACACAACCACCAACUACUACAUCAACAACACCAACCCAAACAACAUCAGUGACAACCAUUCCCCCGACAACAAGAUCCACAACACCCCCUCCAACUACAACAACUACCCCUACUCCUACAACAUCGAUAGAAACACAACCACCAACUACUACAUCAACAACACCAACCCAAACAACAUCAGUGACUACAAUUCCUACUACAACAAUAUCCACAACACCCCCUCCUACUACUACAACUACACCUACUCCUACAACAUCGAUAGAAACACAACCACCAACUACUACAUCAACAACACCAACCCAAACAACAUCAGUGACAACAAUUCCCCCUACAACAACAUCCACAACACCCCCUCCGACUACAACAACUACCCCUACUCCUACAACAUCGAUAGAAACACAACCACCAACUACUACAUCAACAACACCAACCCAAACAACAUCAGUGACUACAAUUCCUACUACAACAACAUCCACAACACCCCCUCCUACUACUACAACUACACCUACUCCUACAACAUCGAUAGAAACACAACCACCAACUACUACAUCAAGAACACCAACCCAAACAACAUCAGUGACAACAAUUCCCCCUACAACAACAUCCACAACACCCCCUCCAACUACAACAACUACACCUACUCCUACAACAUCGAUAGAAACACAACCACCAACUACUACAUCAACAACACCAACACAAACAACAUCAGUGACAACCAUUCCCCCGACAACAACAUCCACAACACCCCCUCCAACUACAACAACUACACCUACUCCGUCAACAUCGAUAGAAACACAGCCACCAACUACUACAUCAACAACACCAACCCAAACAACAUCAGUGACUACAAUUCCUACUACAACAAUAUCCACAACACCCCCUCCUACUACUACAACUACACCUACUCCUACAACAUCGAUAGAAACACAACCACCAACUACGACAUCAAGAACACCAACCCAAACAACAUCAGUGACAACAAUUCCCCCUACAACAACAUCCACAACACCCCCUCCAACUACAACAACUACACCUACUCCUACAACAUCGAUAGAAACACAACCACCAACUACUACAUCAACAACACCAACACAAACAACAUCAGUGACAACCAUUCCCCCGACAACAACAUCCACAACACCCCCUCCAACUACAUCAACUACACCUACUCCUACAACAUCGAUAGAAACACAACCACCAACUACUACAUCAACAACACCAACCCAAACAACAUCAGUGACUACAAUUCCUCCUACAACAACAUCCACAACACCCCCUCCAACAACAACAACUACCCCUACUCCUACAACAUCGAUAGAAACACAACCACCAACUACUACAUCAACAACACCAACCCAAACAACAUCAGUGACAACCAUUCCCCCUACAACAACAUCCACAACACCCCCUCCAACUACAACAACUACCCCCACUCCUACAACAUCGAUAGAAACACAACCACCAACUACUACAUCAACAACACCAACACAAACAACAUCAGUGACUACAAUUCCCCCUACAACAACAUCCACAACACCCCCUCCAACUACAACAACUACACCUACUCCUACAACAUCGAUAGAAACACAACCACCAACUACUACAUCAACAACACCAACCCAAACAACAUCAGUGACAACCAUUCCCCCUACAACAACAUCCACAACACCCCCUCCAACUACAACAACUACCCCUACUCCUACAACAUCGAUAGAAACACAACCACCAACUACUACAUCAACAACACCAACACAAACAACAUCAGUGACUACAAUUCCCCCUACAACAACAUCCACAACACCCCCUCCAACUACAACAACUACACCUACUCCUACAACAUCGAUAGAAACACAACCACCAACUACUACAUCAACAACACCAACCCAAACAACAUCAGUGACAACCAUUCCCCCGACAACAACAUCCACAAAACCCCCUCCAACUACAACAACUACCCCUACUCCUACAACAUCGAUAGAAACACAACCACCAACUACUACAUCAACAACACCAACCCAAACAACAUCAGUGACAACCAUUCCCCCUACAACAACAUCCACAACACCCCCUCCAACUACAACAACUACCCCUACUCCUACAACAUCGAUAGAAACACAACCACCAACUACUAUAUCAACAACACCAACCCAAACAACAUCAGUGACAACAAUUCCCCCGACAACAACAUCCACAACACCCCCUCCAACUACAUCAACUACACCUACUCCUACAACAUCGAUAGAAACACAACCACCAACUACUACAUCAACAACACCAACGCAGACAACAUCAAUUACUACGAUUCCCCCUACUACAACAUCCACAACACCCCCUCCAACUACAACAACUACCCCUACUCCUACAACAUCGAUAGAAACACAACCACCAUCUACUACAUCAACAACACCAACACAAACAACAUCCGUGACUACAAUUCCUCCUACAACAACAUCCACAACACCCCCUCCGACUACAACAACUACCCCUACUCCUACAACAUCGAUAGAAACACAACCACCAACUACUACAUCAACAACACCAACCCAAACAACAUCAGUGACAACCAUUCCCCCGACAACAACAUCCACAACACCCCCUCCAACUACAUCAAAUACACCUACUCUUACAACAUCGAUAGAAACUCAGCCACCAACUACUACAUCAACAACACCAACACAAACAACAUCCGUGACUACAAUUCCCCCGACAACAACAUCCACAACACCCCCUCCAACUACAUCAACUACACCUACUCCUACAACAUCGAUAGAAACACAACCACCAACUACUACAUCAACAACACCAACGCAGACAACAUCAAUUACUACGAUUCCCCCUACUACAACAUCCACAACACCCCCUCCAACUACAACACCAUUAAUUCCUACGACGUCAACUACAGUGUCAACAACGACUAGUAAGACAACUAUAGCGUCAACAACGUCCGCCAUGCCCACACCGACGACACCUGUCACUCCUACAACAACACCAACUACCAAUGCUAGUCCUACAACAGAAUGUACACACAGAAUCGUAGACAAAUACUCUGAAGAUAUCGCCGUUACGUCGAACGAUGGAAUUGGCGACGGACUCAGUGAGGCAUUUUUACCAUUUACCGGCCGUUCGCUGCCAUCAAUAGUGUAUGCAAUAAAGGCUUUGAAUAGAGAAGUGCAGUUCUUUCAAUUUGCGGCACGUGUUUCAAAUUUGAAGCUGGUCCGGUUUUACGUCAUCGAUAGCUAUAGGAGGAAUGUCAGUCCUAUUAAUCCAGUUGAGGUUGAUGCUACUGGAGGGUUCCGAGAAAAAAUUGAGGUAAAAUUAUUUGGUACGCAAGGAGCAGUCUUAAAGGUUGUUUUGGUACCAGCAUCAGUUACCUUUGUUAAUCAGCAAACGGAACUUGAACCUCUUCCCAAUUGA